This is a messenger RNA of Rotaria sp. Silwood2, 224 nucleotides long. Lineage: Eukaryota; Metazoa; Rotifera; Eurotatoria; Philodinida; Philodinidae. The record is from the annotation of a GenBank genome assembly.
AUGGAAACUGAAAAAGAUUGGUUCAUUGAUAGAUUACCCAAGUUGAAACAUUUAAUUUUAUCUUGGAUAGAUUUACCUACAACAGAAAGUCAUUUAAUUGAUAUAUUAAAUAAAAGUAUUCAACAAUUAGAUAUCGAUACUGAUCGUGUUAUUCAACCAUUAGCAACAACAAAUUAUAUUUAUUUUUCAAAUGUUAUGCACAUUAAUUUUAAUUGUGAUUGUAC